Aspergillus alliaceus is the source of this 1833-nucleotide messenger RNA. RefSeq lists its product as uncharacterized. The transcript is spliced from 2 exons. The record is from RefSeq and is a predicted model, not a curated record. NCBI's taxonomy places the organism in Eukaryota, Fungi, Ascomycota, Eurotiomycetes, Eurotiales, Aspergillaceae. Bases 428 to 1600 code for a protein of 390 amino acids.
UUUUUUUUAAUGACCGAGGGAUAAUUAAGUGCCUAAACUAUUUGGGUAAGUAGUUACUUUAAAUACUACCCACAGUUAGUAGUAGAUACCAGGGCACGCACUCCUUAGCCCAUACAUGCACACAUACAUACAUCCUCCAUGGAUCCGAUGGACUUACUUCCCGUACCUUACCUUGAAGCCUUGUGACCCUCAUAACCCCUGUGUCAUCUUUGAAUGGAAAAGUCCCGAUCUUUAUUACACCUCCUUUGAUCCUUUGCUUAUUGCAUUCCUGCAGUAACCCAUGGGUCUUAUCCGCACUUGAUACUUCGUACAUAUAAGCCUACCUACCCUUUUCAUCACGGGUCUCCCUCUCACCCUUUCACUUCUACAAAUAUCCAUCCUAUCAUUUGCACUCACUUCGAUCUUUCGUCUGCUUUCUACCCUUUCAAUGGCCAAUUAUAUACAACCUCCAAUCUCUCAGGCAGUCUCGCACUGGAUUCAGGCAGACCAGCCAGCUGUGCCUUCUACAAGCUUCCGUGACAUGAUGUAUGCUUUCCCUAGACCGAGGCAUACGGGCCGAGUGGUGAAGCCUAGGAGUGCAGGCAACAGUCCUUCCUCUGGCAGGUGGAGGGCCCCCUCUCACGGUUCUCCAAUCUAUCAAUCGGUCCAAACCCAGGCUUAUCAGACUCCUAUUAACCCUGCUAUCCUGGCUUCUGUUAUGCGAAGGAGGCGAGCAAGCCGUCCAAUCAGUUGGCAUCCAGCAACACUGGAAUCCGCUACGUAUACAUCCCCGCCAUACUUUCAGACAACUGCCGAAGAAAGUCUUCCAGUCAUGGCUUCGUCUAUCCAGACCCUGGGCACAGCCCCAACAGCUUUCGCCGACGGCAGUAUGAUUCCAUCAUACGCCUCGCCGGACUUCUCAACACCAAAUGGAGCCUUCUCUUUCUCCACGAUGCCAGAUUCGGCACCGAUGCAACAGUCGUCUUUCCUAGACAUGAGCGGCGCUCAGUUUGAUCCGGUCACGUGGGAUACCGGUGCAUCGAACUUGACUACUAUGGCUCAACCGAUCUCCGAUAACUGGACCUUCGACAUGAUGUCUAUGAACAAUAGCAUCCCCUCGGCAGAUGUUGAGGCAUCAGGUUAUGCAAGCGCUCCAUCGUCAGGCUAUUUGACCGGACCCUCAACCCCCGACUUUCUUCCCAUUCAACAUCCGGACAGCAACUCUAAGUCGCUGCACGAAUCGACCUCAGAUGAGCAACCCGGGGAUGAACUGGUUGGAAUGGGUCUAUACAGUCACCCUGACCCCUUCUUAGAAAGCUCAUUCCACGAUAUCUCCGGCAAAGGUCUAAAGCUAGAGGAGACCUUCACUCCAUCAGACGAUGAAGCAGACGACAACAAAGACGCUGAGAGUGAAGAUGACGACCAAGAGUCCACGGAGCAGGUCAUCGCCUCCAGCUCUUCUCCAAUCCAGAAGCAGUCAACCAACCCAACUACAAACAUGAUGCAAAAAUCUUUCUUCUUUGACGAUGACGACCUCGAACAACAGACCAUGUCUGGACCCCAGCAGCUCUUCAACCUAGGAAGCCAGCCUUGCAUGAAUUACGGAUACGGAUGGAUUUAACUAUCUCGACGACUCUGAGCGCUCUUUUAUUUUCUUAUUUAUUGUACAAAUCUUUCUGUUGGUUAUUGCAUAGCAUAGCGUGGCGUUUUGACUUUGGACGGCGUUCCAUGUACGAAAGGGAUACCCAAAGGGUGCGUGAUUGAUUACACAUUAUUAAGAUACAUAGGAAGCAUUAAACUUUGGAAAUUAAGCAUCGCAACAAACGAGCAACAACCAUUGACGCAAUUCUCUUC